ACAAGAGUACAUUAAAUACAUACAUAGACCCAACCCCACUCUUCUUUCUUCGUUCCUCAGCUCUGCUAUCUGCAAUUUCAAUUAAACUAAACAUACUUACUUGCAACUUCCCUUUCACUGCGACACACCCUUUUCUCUUUCUUUUUAGGGUUUCACACAUCACUUCAAAAUCGAAUCGGAACUCAUACAUAACAAAAACAACUAGUUAAUUUCAAUUCUAUGUUUCAACAUCCAAACGCACGCAACAUAAUGCUUGGAUUGAAAGGAAACCCAGCGUUAUAACUUCAAAAAUCCCCAAACGAACGGAUUUUCACUCGGAACUCGAAUCCAGGUUCUAAAACCUUCAUGGAUAGGUCUAGAUCUAAGAGGAACUACUACUAUGACCAGGACUAUGAUUCUGACACCCUCGCUAGGAUCAGGCCCCGCUAUAACCACCACUAUAACAACGUUCCAGUUCACCGCCACCGCGGAGGAGGAGGUGGUGGUGGCGGCGGCGGCGGCGGAGGACGCCAGUUUAAGACUCAGGACUCGCCGUUGACGGUUACCACCAGCUACCGCAUUCUGUGCCACGAUUUGAAGGCCGGCGGCGUCAUCGGGAAGUCUGGCAGCAUAAUAAAGUCCAUACGGCAGCACACCGGCGCCUGGAUCAACGUCCACGAGCUGAUCCCCGGUGACGAGGAGCGGAUCAUCGAGAUUUCCGACACUCGCCGCCGCGACCCUGAGGGGAGAAUGCCGUCGUUUUCGCCGGCGCAGGAGGCGCUCCUCAUGAUCCACGACAGGAUCCUGGAGAGCGACGCUGCGUUCGGGGUCGGAGAGGAGGAUGAGGAGUACGGCCUCCCUGGCGGAGGAGGCGGAAGAGGUGGUGGUGGUGGCGGGAACAGUCGAGUGGCCUCGAGAUUGGUGGUAUCGAGAAUGCAUGUAGGGUGUUUGUUGGGAAAAGGAGGGAAGAUUAUUGAACAAAUGAGGAUGGAAACAAAGACACAAAUUAGGAUACUCCCUAGAGAUCACAAUCUACCCCGUUGUGUUUCCAUGGCAGAAGAGAUUGUUCAGGUAGUAGGUGACGUAAAUGCUGUGAAGAAUGCUAUAGUAAUUAUAUCAUCGCGGUUAAGGGAGAGCCAGCAUCGUGACCGUGGUCAUUUCCAUGGACGUGCACAUUCGCCUGAGCGAUUUUUCUCUCCCGACGAUGAUUAUGUUCCUCACAUGACUGGUGGAUCUCGUAGAUCAGCUGUAGAUGGAGCUAAUUUUGGUUCACGAAUGUCUAACACCAAUGCCAGAAACAAUAACCAACCCCAAUUGGGUAAUUACGGAAUGGAGCCAGGGCCUGCUCCCAUGGUUGAUGAAGCACAGCCCCUGUAUGGAGAGGAGCUUGUUUUCCGUAUACUUUGUCCAGUUGAGAAAGUUGAUCGCAUUAUUGGGGAAUCAGAUGGAAUUGUAGAGUUCCUUCAAAAUGAAGUUGGGGUAGAUGUAAAGGUGGCCGAACCUAUUGGUGGUUCAGAUGAACAGAUAAUAAUCAUUACUUCAGAGGAGGGUCCUGAUGAUGAGCUGUUCCCAGCACAGGAAGCCUUGUUGCAUAUACAAACUCGUAUUGUUGAUCUUGUUCUAGAUAAGGACAAUACUAUAACCACCAGGCUCGUCGUCCCAUCUAGCGAUAUUGAAUGCAUAGAUGGAAAAGAGGCCUCACUAUCAGAAAUAAGGAGGUUGACCGGUGCAAACAUUCAGAUUCUGCCUAGAGAAGAAUUACCUCUUUGUGUUGCAAGAACUGAUGAGCUAGUACAGAUUGUAGGAGAGAUAAAGGCAGCACGAGAUGCUGUUGUUGAGGUGACAUCAAGAUUAAGAAGUUACUUUUAUAAGGACUUCUUUUCAAGAGAUACAAUGCCACCGUUGACCUCCUUAUCGGGCAUUGAGGCAUCUUCUUCUAAUAAUAUGGCUUCAGCUACUGAAGCUCCUGCAGCCUAUCAGAAUGUGCUAACUGCACCAGGACCCUUUCCAUCAAAGGAAUCUGGAGGGUCUAGCACCGAGGCAGGAAAGCAGAAAGAGACUGACCGCCGCGAAGACGUGCCGAGUGGUUUAAAUAGGAUUACUGUGCCUCUUGUCACAAGGAGUACACUUGAAGUUGUUCUACCAGAGUAUGCAGUUCCCAAGCUUAUAGCAAAAUCCAAAAGCAAGCUUGUUCAAAUAAGUGAGUUGUCAGGAGCCAACGUAACGCUUGUAGAGGAUAGACCAGAUGCGACACAGAAGAUUAUUCAGAUAUCCGGUACUCCAGAGCAGGCAGAGAGAGCGCAGAGCUUGCUCCAGGGAUUUAUUUUGAGCACACAAGAAGACGGCCCUUGAGUGAUGCACAUAUUGAGAAUUUGGCUAAAGAUUAUGGCAUUGCCAUUACUUGUGUGCCUGGGGCAUUGGCAUCUUGUUCCAUGCACUGAUUGGUUUUCCAUAUAGCAAGAGUUAGGAAUUUUGAAUGCGAGAGAAGCAUUCCAAUGUAAAUGUUGUACUGGGCGAGCUUAUUCAUUACUUGUUACUAUUACUUUCAGCAAAGUGCAGGGAGCAAUUGUUGGCGGCUACCCUGGAUUGUGUUUUUCCUGGUUGAUAACGCGAGUUUUAUGAGUAAGCAAUGCAAUGGAAAGUUUUUCCACAAAUGAAAA
Messenger RNA from Arachis duranensis, 2639 nucleotides. Its product is annotated as RNA-binding KH domain-containing protein RCF3. Gene Ontology annotation, biological process: regulation of gene expression. Gene Ontology annotation, cellular component: nucleus; cytoplasm. Lineage: Eukaryota; Viridiplantae; Streptophyta; Magnoliopsida; Fabales; Fabaceae. The transcript has 8 exons. Gene Ontology annotation, molecular function: mRNA binding. The record is from RefSeq and is a predicted model, not a curated record. Bases 346 to 2331 code for a protein of 661 amino acids.